UAUGUUACCAAGAUGAGAAGAUAUCUCCAAAUGGCGGCGCUCAAUAACAUAAUGGGAAGUGUGUUUGGUAUAAGGUUGGAUGGAGAGGGAGAAGGUAGACAGGUGAGGGAGAUGGUGGAGGAGGGGUUUGAACUGCUGGGGGCUUUUAAUUGGGUCAAUCAUCUUCCCUGGCUGCGACCGCUUGACCCUCUGCGAGGCUACGCCCGCUGCGCUCGACUCGUUCCUCGCGUUAGGACUGUCGUCCAACGCAUCAUAAACCAACACCGACAGUCCCCUGUCCCAAGGGACACAACCCAUUCAGAUUUCCUAGAUGUGUUGCUUUCGCUUCAAGGACACCAUAAUCUCCACGAUGACGACAUUAUCGCGGUUCUCUGGGAGAUGAUAUUUCGGGGAACAGAUACUGUGGCUUUAGUUACACAGUGGACCAUGGUGGAGUUGGUAUUGAAUGAAGAAAUGCAAGGGAGAGCUCAGGUAGAGUUGGAGGCUGUGGUAGGGCGAGAUACAAGCGUACGGGACGAGGACAUAUCAAGGCUUCCAUUCAUGCAAGCCGUUGUAAAAGAAAGUUUAAGAAUGCAUCUACCGGGACCUCUGCUUUCGUGGGCGCGUUUGUGCACGGUGGACGUUGAUAUAGCAGGUGGUAUGCAUGUUCCGGCUAGGACGAAAGACAUGGUUAACAUGUGGUACAUUACUCACGACCCGCAGAUAUGGGAGUCGCCUCAUGAAUUCCGGCCAGAGAGAUUUAUUGAACAGAAAGUAGAUGUCCGGGGUAAUGACUUGAGGCUUGCACCCUUCGGUGCAGGUCACCGGGUAUGUCCAGGAAAGGCUCUCGGUCUCACCACUAUUCAUCUGUGGUUGGCAAAAUUAGUCCACCACUACAAGUGGAUUCCUUCUCCUCAACACCCAGUAGAUCUCACCGAGGUUCUCAAGUUGUCCUCCCAAAUGGCCACACCCCUUACUGGGAUUCCCACAACCAUAAACAAUUACUGA
Molecule: messenger RNA, 987 nt
Organism: Cryptomeria japonica (Japanese cedar)
Lineage: Eukaryota; Viridiplantae; Streptophyta; Pinopsida; Cupressales; Cupressaceae
Product: cytochrome P450 78A4-like
Exons: 3
Molecular function (GO): heme binding; monooxygenase activity; iron ion binding
Source: RefSeq, a predicted model, not a curated record